GUUUUCUUGAUGGAUCCAUGGUGGAAUCCUGCUGUGGAGCGGCAGGCGCAAGACAGAAUUCAUCGAAUAGGCCAAUUCAAACCAAUAAGGAUUGUGAGGUUUAUUAUUGAAAACACCGUUGAGGAGAGGAUCUUAAAGUUGCAGGAGAAGAAGGAAUUAGUAUUCGAGGGCACGGUAGGUGGAUGUUCGGAGGCACUGGCCAAAUUAACAGAAGCUGAUCUGAGAUUCCUGUUUGUGACUUGAGUUUCAUCAGGUCUGCUGGAAAAUUUUAGGAUUUUGUCGUGUCGUUCGGUUAGUGUUUCCUUUUGAUGAACGAAUUGCUAAAACUAGUCGGUAUUUUUGACACCUUUCGGCAAAGAAAUAUCUUUGCCUGUUGUUGUAAUGUAACAGAUCUUUGAUGAUGCUAGACAUUAACAUAUGAAUGUAUUACAGUUUAUUGCA
Salvia hispanica is the source of this 441-nucleotide messenger RNA. The record is from RefSeq and is a predicted model, not a curated record. Lineage: Eukaryota; Viridiplantae; Streptophyta; Magnoliopsida; Lamiales; Lamiaceae.